Molecule: messenger RNA, 1015 nt
Organism: Galdieria sulphuraria
Lineage: Eukaryota; Rhodophyta; Bangiophyceae; Galdieriales; Galdieriaceae
Product: pirin-related protein
Exons: 1
Coding region: 50-982 (310 amino acids)
Source: RefSeq, a predicted model, not a curated record
ACAAUUCGAUCGGAGAACUCAGUCCAAAGGAUUUAUUCGAACAACUUGAAUGUUUCUUCUAUCGAGUGUUGUUGUUGGUGGUCUAUUUGUGAAGCGUUGCUGUUAUUAUUCAAAAAGUCAGAAAAUAUUUCAAAGAGAAGCAAUUGUAAUGGCUAGUACAGGUAGAAAAAUUUCAAAAAAGAUACAACCUCGAGAACAAAUGGAUGGAGAAGGUGCUCGUGUGUUUCGUUCGAUCGGUACUACGUCACUUCGCAACUUGGACCCUUUUCUUAUGUUGGACGAAUUCAGUGUCAAAGCACCAGCAGGUUUUCCUGACCAUCCUCACCGAGGAUUUGAGACAGUUACUUAUAUGUUGGAAGGUUUCUUUCGACACGAAGAUAAUCGUGGGCACUCGGGAGUUAUAGGACCAGGAGAUGUUCAGUGGAUGACUGCAGGUAGAGGAAUUAUUCACAGUGAAAUGCCUCAAGGAAAUCAAGUUGGUCAUGGCCUACAACUUUGGGUUAAUCUUGCUGCUAAAGAUAAGAUGGCAGAACCAAAGUAUCAAGAGUUGGUUUCCAAGGAUAUACCUUGUGCAACGACUGAUCUUUAUAUGGUCAAAGUAGUUGCAGGUCGUUUCCAAGAUGUACAAGGCAAAGUUUAUACCCGAACACCCAGUAUGUUUUUAGAUAUCGAAAUGAAACCUGGUUGUGAAUUGAAGCCUGAAAUACCUCCACAUUAUCGAGGAUUUAUAUACGUGAUACAAGGCAAAGCAUUGUUCGGGAAGGAGGCUAGCCUUGGAAAUGCACACGAAUUAUUGAUAUUGGAUGAUGGAGCAGAUAAUGCCAUUAUCUGUCAAACAAAAGAGGAUGGUUGUCGUUUUGUGUUAGUAGCAGGACAACCUUUGAAUGAGCCCAUUGUUCAAUAUGGACCUUUUGUAAUGACUAGUCAAGAAGAUAUCAAACAAGCUUUUCAAGAUUAUCAAAGUGGAAAGUUUUCAUACUGAACCAAGUUUGGCAUGAAAGUAUUUCCAUGAAUA